GCGUACGUCAUUUUGAUUCUCACGAAAACAAAAAGUAUAUUAAAGAAAACAUUACAAAAAGGUUUUUAAAAAAUACAUGUUAUGUAAAAUAAUAAUAACUUUUGCCUUGGAGUGCUGAUAUCAUUGCGUUGAGUCAGAGGUUUCAGACGCCCGUCACUACAGAGGCCACAAUGAGCGUUGUCGUGGGUGGUUGUCCACGGGCGAUUGACGUCUCAAGUAGGAGAGCAGCCGUGCAAGCGAAUGUGCUCUCACGAUGCCUCACACUCUCACAAAAGGCGAUCCAGUUCUCAGAGCCAUUUGUGCCGAUUGUAGCAGCGGGACCUCAGUUGUGCGCGAUACCGCAGCGGCUGCAAAAUGGACCGGCUUCGGAAAGGGCAGGCACAUUCAAGCAAAGCCAGAUGGUAGCGAGAUCGGGAUACCAUGGACGACCUUGCAGUGCAAGAGAAGCGCAAAGGAAUGAGAGGUGUGUUGUAUUUGGCAUGUGUCGAUUAUCAUUACAGGGGGUGAGCACCCCGAGAUCUGGGCCUGAUUCAUGCUCUCGGUGUGCGUGGGCUGCGUAUCGGUGGUCUCAGUCUUCUGUUUUUGGGUGUGUGGGAGGGCACGGGGGAGGGGAAGGAUGCAAACUGUCCUCCUCCAGGUUCCCUUUGUCGGAUUCAGAAGGACGGGGGAAACGAAGACUCAAGAGCAAGAGAAAGCAGGGUGCCAUCAUUCCCCAGGCAAAGAGAGGUGACAGCAUAGACUACGGAGAUCAGAUCAUCGCAUCAACGGCGUACUUCUUGCCCUUUUUGGACGGAGUGGAUUACGGUCGCUAUCUGUUGUGCGAGUUCCCGUUGAUGCGAAAAAUGAUUACUCCUUUGGCGUCCGUUGUCUCAGUUUAUAACUCCAUUCCCUUCGGCAGCUUCAUCCCCUUCUUCUUGCUUUACUUUGUCGUUGUGAAGAACACACGCUAUUCCUGCUUCGUCCGCUUCAACACUAUGCAAGCCAUCACUCUCGACAUCCUGCUGAUUCUCCCUCGUCUCAUCGAGCGAUUAAUCAGUCCCUCUAGUGGCUUUGCUAUUCGCCUCUUCGUCAUUUUCUACAACACGGUUUUCCUAUUCUUAUUAGCCAGUUUUGUAUUCGGAGUCGCUUCUUGCAUUUUGGAAAAGACGGUGCGGUUGCCUCUUGUUGGUGACGCCGCCGAUCAGCAGAUCAUGUGACACCUGACAUGCCUCACCAGCGUAACGG
This is a messenger RNA of Chara braunii, 1224 nucleotides long. Lineage: Eukaryota; Viridiplantae; Streptophyta; Charophyceae; Charales; Characeae. The record is from the annotation of a GenBank genome assembly.